CCCAACCAACCCAAAGCCAAAAAGAACUGGCUGGGAGGGAACAGUAAAGCACAAAAAUCAAGAAAACUUAAAACUCCCCUCAAAAAAUGGCCUUUUUUUCAUCAUCUUCUUCUCUAUUACUUCAUUUCAAGCUUCCCAUUCCUCAUACUAAAAGCCCAUUUCAUAGAUUUUCUUCAAAUUCUUGUUUGGUACCCACAAAGAUUUUCCCCAAAUGUUGUUCUAAAAACUCAAAGUUAUCAACUCUUUUCAAGUGUUAUUCUCAAAGACAGUCCACUGAACAAAAAACUGAAGAAAUUGAAGGAAAAAUUGUUUAUGACUUUGAAAGACUUUUUUCUAACCUCAAUCAAGUCACUUUGAAAAGAGAACCAGGAAGCCUCAGCAGCGCCAUUUUUCUCGUUGCUGGUACCACUGUAGGUGCAGGUAUUCUUGCUAUUCCUGCAGUCACACAAGAAUCUGGAUUUCUAGCCUCUGCAGUAGUUUGCAUUAUAUGCUGGAUUUAUAUGGUGGUGACUGGACUACUUAUUGCAGAAGUAAAUGUGAAGACAAUGUGUGAGCUUGGUUCAGGCGGUGUUUCAUUGGUGUCAAUGGUCAGGAGAACCCUAGGAAAUGCAGGAGUGCAAGUAGCUUGCUGGUCCUACAUUUUCAUCCAUUAUGCCCUUCUUGUUGCUUAUGUGGCUCGUUCUUCAGAUAUAUUAACAACCUUCUGCGGGAUUCCAUUAUGGGAAACCGCGACCUUGUUUUCGUUUCUUCUUGGAGGGAUUUGCUUCUCUGGAAGCCAGCGAACUAUUGGUGCGGUUAACGGUGUCCUUGUGUUUGGAAUCAUUGCCUCUUUCACAGCUCUUGUGGUUGUCACCAGUGGAGACUUGCACUGGGAGGCUCUUCUGAAAGCUAAUUUUGAAGCUGCUCCUCAAAGUAUACCCAUAAUUGCACUUUCUUUUGUUUAUCAGAAUGUUGUACCUGUUCUCUGUACAAAUCUUGAAGGGGAUCUGUCAAAAGUAAGGAGCGCUAUAGUUUUUGGGACAGCAAUUCCCCUUGCUCUAUUUCUUGUUUGGGAUGGUGUCAUUUUAGGAACAAUCACAGCUCUUGGAACUGAAGCAGACAAGAUUGCGGAUCCACUACAACUAUUGCGGUCUACUAAUGGAAUCGUUGGGCCAAUAGUUGAUCUCUUUUCACUUUUGGCAAUUGCUACUUCUUAUAUCGGGUUUGUCUUGGGCCUUGCGGACUUUCUUGCCGACUUGCUGAAACUCCCGUCGGGCCCUAACAGGCCCCUUCCGUACUUACUUACUUUGGUUCCUCCACUGAUACUUUCACUGCUAGAUCCAGAGAUAUUCUUUAAAGCGCUGGAUUUUGCGGGAACCUAUGGAGUUUUGGUGCUUUUUGGACUUCUUCCAGCUGCAAUGUCCUGGUCAGACAGGUAUUCGGAAUCAACUCAAACUCCAAACUUACCUCCAGUGGUCCCCGGAGGAAAGAUCACCAUUUCACUUGUUUUCGGAGGUGCAGCAUUUGUCAUUCUUUCGGAAAUAGUAGAAAACUUUGCACAUACAUAGUUGUUGACAAUGGAGGUGAUUAUUUAUGCUUGUAUCUGCUCGUCUCAUCUCGAGUUACCACAUUUCCCAGAAUGUUUCUAGAAGUGCUAGCUAAUUUCCAGUGUAUGAAUUACUGUUUGGAUAUACUGGUGAAAUUGUUGUGCAUAUGAUCAGGUAGAAACAACAACACUAGAAUAAAGUUCUCAGAGAUUGGAUUAAUCAUGUUUUAUUCACUGAAAUUAUGAAAGAAAGUCAUUGUCAACUA
This is a messenger RNA of Solanum dulcamara, 1791 nucleotides long. RefSeq lists its product as uncharacterized. Lineage: Eukaryota; Viridiplantae; Streptophyta; Magnoliopsida; Solanales; Solanaceae. The record is from RefSeq and is a predicted model, not a curated record. Gene Ontology annotation, biological process: amino acid transmembrane transport. The transcript is spliced from 14 exons. Bases 87 to 1547 code for a protein of 486 amino acids.